AUGACACUCCUGGUGGCGAACGCGAUGCCCAUGGAAGAGCUGAAGGAGAUGAUGCUCACAAAAUAUUGUCCUAGAGGUGAGAUUCAGAAGAUAGAACAAGAGUUGUGGAACCUCACGGUUCAAAACACCAAUAUCAACGCAUACAUAUCUAGGUUUAGUGAGCUAUCUCUUCUGUGUCCCGGAAUGAUCACCUCACAAGAGAAAAAGAUUGAAAGGUUUAUCUGGGGACUGACUGAACCUAUCCAAGGGAAUGUCAUUGCAGCAAACCCUAAGACGUUUGAUAAUGCCAAAAGACUGGCCAAUAAGUUGUACGAUCAUGGCAAUAAGAAGGGUGCCAAGAUAGUGGAAGCGGAGGUUAAGAAGGAAGAACAGAACAAGGAGGGGAAAAACAAGAAGCGAAAAGGGAAGCAAAACUCGAAAUCGUCUAAGAAGCAACAAACGGUGUCUGUCCAUGCUGCAACACAAGCUACUGCCACACCACAUGCUCCAGCCUCAUCCAUGCCAAAUGCUUCCAAACAGUACUCGAGAAAUCCCCCCAAGUGUAACAAAUGCAACUUCCACCAUCACGGGGAGUGCAGAGAGAUGAGUUGCACAAGGUGCAAUCGAAAAGGCCAUAUAGCGAAGUAUUGUAGGACUCGGUUUCAACAGAACCAGAUGAAAAACAACAAUAACAACACUAAUACUGGAGAUAGCUACACGUGUUACGGAUGUGGGAAAACUGGGCAUAUCAGGUGA
Molecule: messenger RNA, 735 nt
Organism: Lactuca sativa (garden lettuce)
Lineage: Eukaryota; Viridiplantae; Streptophyta; Magnoliopsida; Asterales; Asteraceae
Source: RefSeq, a predicted model, not a curated record